AUGGGUUUUUUCUACAGUGGAUACCACAAACCUAGUGGCAAGAACAUAAGAGACAGAAGAGCCCAAAUAUUUUACGUCUUGGGAUUAUUUGUUCUGCCCACGAUCGUGACUUAUGCAGGGAGCAACUACCACGUGUUGAAUUUUUUCAUUGAUACCUUUAAGCCAAUUGAAGUGCCCAGGGAGGUGGACUUCGACAUAAUUAGGAAGAUAUACCAUAAUAAGAAGCCAACAUCCAAGAGUGCAGAUUAUGAUGAAAAUACUAAUAUGUAA
Plasmodium knowlesi strain H is the source of this 270-nucleotide messenger RNA. RefSeq lists its product as uncharacterized. The transcript has a single exon. The record is from RefSeq and is a predicted model, not a curated record. The coding region runs from base 1 to 270 and encodes 89 amino acids. NCBI's taxonomy places the organism in Eukaryota, Apicomplexa, Aconoidasida, Haemosporida, Plasmodiidae.